GUCGACCUAUCGUGAGUUUCGCUUUUAAUUUAAACUCUCAGUAAUGCCUCCUAAAAAGCCAGCAGCAGACUUUGCUGAUCCACCUGCGCCGUCCUCCAGUGAAGCCGCGGAGGAAGCGAAAACAGAUGCCGCGGCGCUGCGUAAACUUACAGCUCAUCCUUCCACAGCAAUUAUGGUGAAAGAAGCACUUAAAGCGUUGGACACGCGCAAAGGGGUUUCAUCCCCAGCGAUCCAGAAUUACAUUAAACAGAAAUACCCCUCUGUGGAUUUGGUAAGGCUGAAGCACUUUGUCCGUAAAGCCCUGAACAAAGGACUGGAGACUGGCACGUUGGUGCGUCCUGCUAACUCCACUGUCACUACAGGCGCUAAGGGAAAAUUUAGGCUUGCACCAAAAGUCAAGGAGGCAAAGCCCAAAGCUGAGAACGUGGACCCCAAUGAGCAAAACGCAGCCAAGGAUGGAGCCAAGAAGCCCAAAAAAACAGGUACCACGAAGAAGAAAGACACUGCCAAUGAAGAGGCCAAGUCCCCAGAGGUGCUUCCCAAAAGGUCUAAGAAAGAAAAAGAGGCAAUCCCAAAGGCUGCUCCAGCAAAGAAGCCAAAAGCUAAAAAAGCUGCAGAAAAGGUUGACUUGGCAGUCUCUGAUUCAGCCAAAACUAAAGUAGCAAAGACCACCAACGAGGCGAAGGCAGGAAAUGCGACUCGGAGCAAGGCUGCUAAAGCAGGCAGCGACACUCCUGCUGCUAAAGCAACGGGGAAACGAGGAAAGAAGACUGCAGAGUAAAUUGUUUUUUUUUUUAUACUUUUUUUUUUUUUGUGUUUGUGUAAUAAAAUCUUAACUUUUGG
Etheostoma spectabile (orangethroat darter) is the source of this 843-nucleotide messenger RNA. It is a transcript of the gene h1m, whose product is annotated as linker histone H1M. The transcript has 5 exons. Gene Ontology annotation, molecular function: DNA binding; structural constituent of chromatin. Gene Ontology annotation, cellular component: nucleosome. Lineage: Eukaryota; Metazoa; Chordata; Actinopteri; Perciformes; Percidae. Gene Ontology annotation, biological process: nucleosome assembly. Bases 44 to 781 code for a protein of 245 amino acids. The record is from RefSeq and is a predicted model, not a curated record.